AUGUUCUUAUCUUUGGUAUCUUUUUCACUUUCCCAAGCAAUCAUAGCUGGCCGUGGUACCAUUGACGUGCGCGGCAUGGAUUCUAUUGGUCUAACAUUUACUCCUCCAGAAUCUGACAAACAAAAUUACUUUGUUGUCUUAAACUCCAACGAGUUUGAACGUCUCCAAACAAUUAACAUAGUAUAUGAUUCAUUAACAAUUAAAAAAGGCACUAGCUCCGUUGACAAACUUUAUUACUUUUAUGCAACUUUCAAAAAAACAUAUGAGAUUCCAGAAUUUAUCAUUGGAUACUAUCCAGCUCCACUUCUCCCAAUAAAAGGUCCACUUACUGAACUUUACUCUUAUAUAGUAGUCCUUUUACCAACAAUUGAUGACAUGAUCUAUCACUUUGAUAACUCUAAUCAGCCUAACAUUAAAUAUGUGACUAGUGAUGAUUUAAGUACACCAAAAACACUCGACGACAAAUUCCCACUUGAAAUUGCUGCAAACAAAUAUGCAAUCAUCACAGUCAAAGGAAUAAAUGAACCUCUUGAUAUGAUGACCCUCUAUCUCAUGCAAAUAAAGGACGGAAAAGGUCUAACAGAGCGUGUCUUCCAGUGUGGUGGUUUCAAUGUUUUGGAUGCAGUCACAGGAGCAAGAUUCUAUAAAGAAACAGUUAAUGGUUAUGCUAUUCCUAAUGGACCAGCUUUCCCAUCAGAAUUGAAAUGGGGCGUAAAUGAUCUUACCUUCAAGGAUGGUUCUGGCCAAGAUGGUGUUUAUACAUACAAAUUUGAACUCCCAGCAAAUUCUGUCUUAGUCUUGGCCAAGACACAGGGAAUGAAAGAUAUCAUGGGAUCGUAUGCUUAUAAUGAUGAUUUAUCAUCAGGCAAUGGAUACUUCGAUGACAAUACUUUAGCUGUUGUUGCAAAUUCUAAAACAAAGGUUACCAUUUCAUCAAUAAUAUAUCCAACACUCAGAGUAAUUCUUUUCAAUACAACACAUCUCGAGUACAUCAAUAACAUGACAAUUGUUUUAGAUACUAAAAAAUAUGAAACACCUAGUAACUUUGAAGAUAAAUAUCAUGCUGUAUUCUUCGCAAAUCCAUCAUCUGUAGAUUUUGAUAUCAAAAAUGUUGACUAUGAAAUCAAAGUACGUGAUCCAAGUGGAGUAGAUCUUAAUAAAAAGAAUGGACCUUUCUUUGUUCACAUUAAAGAUAUUGGUAAAAAAGGAACAAAGAAAGUUACAGUCGAAUUCCAACCUGAAUUGAAAUCAUAUGCUCUCAAGGAAUCAAUUGGUAGUGCCGACACUAAUAAAUUUUUAUUGAAGUCAGGCUCAUACACUAAAGAAGAUCCAGAUAAAGGUCUUUCUGGAGGUAUAAUCGCUCUUAUAAUUAUUAUAGUUAUCGUCGUUAUUGUUGUUGUCGCUGUUCUAAUUUGGUGCUGCUGCUGCAAGAAGGAAUCUGACCAUUCUGGAAGUGGUGAAAACGUUUAA
Molecule: messenger RNA, 1470 nt
Organism: Trichomonas vaginalis G3
Lineage: Eukaryota; Parabasalia; Trichomonadida; Trichomonadidae
Exons: 1
Coding region: 1-1470 (489 amino acids)
Source: RefSeq, a predicted model, not a curated record